Messenger RNA from Suillus bovinus, 2367 nucleotides. RefSeq lists its product as uncharacterized. The record is from RefSeq and is a predicted model, not a curated record. The coding region runs from base 1 to 2367 and encodes 788 amino acids. Lineage: Eukaryota; Fungi; Basidiomycota; Agaricomycetes; Boletales; Suillaceae. The transcript has 2 exons.
AUGUCACACACAAUCCCCCAAGUCCGCAGACGUCCCACGAAGCUUAGGCCAUCCGGAGUAAGACCAGAUUCUAGUAUCGUUCGCGCGUCAGUUUUCGAGACUGCCCUUGAGCUUGGGAUCCAUAAUUCCACCGUUGCAAAUUGGAUAUUCAAUAGCCCCUUGCCCGAGGAGUUGGAAGAGUUGGAGGAUAUUCCUACUGAAAUAGAGGCACAAGAGACCUUGACUCCUGCCCUCACCUUUGGCUCGCAUACUACGAGUGAUGAGUCGUCAACGACGUCCUCCCCGCAAAGCAACGUUGCAUCCGCAAGGCAGAUACACACGCACAAGCCGAGCGUGUUCGAACCUCUCCACGUGCACUUCAAUGAUUUUGCUUCCGCGCAGCUGACUCUAUCAUUGCCUCCACUGAGUACGUCAGUCAAUGAGAAGGAGAGGCCCGGAAGCAUGUCCAAUUUGUCUGGCAAGCCGUCAAAUGAUGUGGGACACCCAUCGAAUGAGGACAUCACACGUCAGACCGACCGCAAGUGUGCCACACCGAGUUCCGCAAGGUCUGAACCGGGGUAUGUGAGCGAUGGUCAAUAUCUUUCUGACAGCGCUGGUUUCAAAAAAUCUGGCAAACUGAAAGGAAGGGGCAAGAAAGGAAAGCCGCCAGCCUUGGACUUCCGUUCUGGUUUUGAUGAAGCGCCUGACUAUUCUUCGGAUGGAGGUUAUCUCUCUGCUUCAUCAAGCAAGUCGCAAGGAAAGUCUAGUAAGGGUAAAUCUAGGGCAAUGGCGUUCUUUCGGAGGAAGCCAAAGAAGCCGCGAGCCAGCGAUGAAGAAGAUGAUAACUACAUACCACCAGUUCCUGCGAUGCCUCCGAUAGCAGUUCCUUCGAGUCCAAGACCUUUGAAGCAUCUUGUUGCAACACCCUCAUCCCCUACGCGAUCUGGCUUCACACCACUGAAGCUAAACUUCAACACCUCGACUCGAGCGUCAAGUCCCGUCUUAAACCCAAGAAAAGACCGCGCCAGUCCCCCACUUGCUCGAGUAGUGGCACCUUCCUCCAUUCCCACUCCUCCUCGACCAUCCGAGCAGACAGUAACUUCGAUGCCGUCGCCUUCGCCUUCGCCUGUGCCUCCGUCUACACCUCCUCUCGCUCUUCCGUCUAUGCCGAUAUCUCGCCCGUCAACUCCCAGUACACCCCUUAGUGUGGUACCGCCUAUCUCACAGGCUCCUGCAACUCCAGUUCGUUCAUCCCCGAUCGCCUCUCCCCGGAAUAUCGCUAUUCGUCCUGCGGCUCCUCCACCUACGCAACCAUUGCCACAGCCACCUCCAUCUCCCAUGCCAUCCAUGUCGUCACAAAGGGCUCCUGGACCACCACCUAUGCAAGCACUACCUCCGGUUCCAGUGCGUCCGCUUCCCAUGCCACCAUCUACGCCGACGACGCCCUCGAGGAGACUGCCGCCUUUCCGACCGGCUGCAGUGGUACCUGGCCCUACAGCUCCAUUAGUCCCUCGCCGGCAUCCACAAGCUCAGUCCCGCAUUCUAUCCUCUCCUCGUCCACAGCCAUCACAUAGCGCAUCUGAUUCAGUUGUCCCGCAAUACAAGCAUGACAAUAGUGAGGCGUCACCGAGGAGGUACCAGAGCCACAGUGUUGCCCCCAGUGAUGACAGAACCAAGAACCACCCUCCCGGGCAUGGUGGUAUGGUACGGAGACAGCAUUCAGAGAUGCCACCACCUCCAUUUCUCCAGCGGCGCAUGCAUGGCGUGCAAGGAUCCCCGCGGCAUCCACCCCCAGAUUCACCUCUCCCACAGAUUCCGAAUGCGCACCCCAUGCAUCCUCCAGCAUUCCCCUCAAAAUUUCAUGAACACUUUUCGUCCGUGUCGUCAAUGGGUUAUACUUCGCCUGCUCUGCGCAGUACCAGUGGGUCCGGCUCCUCGUCUGGCCCGUCUGUUCGCUCCAUACGCUCUUCCAAUGCCCCAUCAGUAUCCACUUCUGAUAGUCACGGCCGCUCGAGUCGCCAUUCGGAAGGCGUCGUAGAUACGCAUCCAGACAAAAGAUCUUCGUUACAUUCAGAGUCCAGCUACGGGAAGCGAAACACGGCCAGCAUCGCUUACUCACAGUCACAGUCGUCCGUGCUCGAUACCCGCAGCGACAUCAGUGCCAGCGUCUACGAUGAGCGUUCAAGCACACAUGACGAGGAUGGGGGAAAUGAUCCCAAGGGCGCACAUGCUGACGAUGAAGAUGAUGAUGAUGCAUCGCUCUAUCCCUCAGAUGAGAAGACGGCUGGUAGGCGUACAAUGUACCUGGUCGAAAAUGGCCAGGCUCUGGAAGAGGAUGGAGAUGUAUUCCCACCCCCAUUACCGCCCCCGGUAGGAGGAUACUUUUAA